GUUCAAACAGCGAAUUAUAAACCGUUUGAUUUAAAUAUUUAAAUUUUAGUGAGUAGUCGAAAUAUUAAUUAGUUAGAAUAACGAACUAGGUAAAAAAAUUUCUGUUUUUUUCAAUGAUAAAAAUAAUUAAUGAUGAAAUCUAUGAAUAGUUAAUAUGUUAAUGACAAAACUGAAAUAAAUACAUAAAAGAGAGUUAAUAAAUAUCUGCCAAAAUUAGUAUGGUAAAUACAAUUAAUAACUAGUUAAAAACCGCAAUAAAACAUUUUAAAACCGGUAAAUUUUAAUUUGUACUUUUUUUAAUAAGAUAGAAGAUAAAUAGAUGUCUUUAAUUUCAACGUGUGUCUUUAUGAUUUCAUAGCUAUUGCAAAACGCAAAGAUAAAGAAAGUGAAAACGGAAAUUGUUAAUCUCUUAUUUGUUAAAAAAAAUGAGAAAUGUUUACUCCUCUUAAAAAGAAAGGAAAUUGCUAGGUUAUACUGAAAAAAUACAGUUCUGUCACCGACUAAAAAGAUCUAAUAAACAUAGGGGCGACUUAACAGUAUAAAGGAUUCUUGGGCGAAAACAAUUUUUAGUUCUCUAUAAUUAAUUAAUUUUAAUUUUAUCAUCAUAAUAUUAUUAAAGUAUAUAAAACUUAUCUAACAUUAUUAAUUUAUUUGUAUUUUGUAAAUAUAAAAAAACAGACUAUUAUGUCUUUUAAAUAUUGUGUAAAUAUGAGAUUGUAAGUGGAAAAAGAAAAGUUAGACCCUUGCUGUCAUAAAAAAGAAAAAAAAAAUCUGGGUCCUUUAUAGUACUAAAUUAGCUUGAUUUUAGGUGGGCCCGUGCGAUUCCACUGUUUGCCCUCCUACCUAAGCAUUGGAGAAACAGUCUGGUCCUUGUGUUAUAAAUAUAAGUAACCCUGUAGGCUAGAGCAAAUCAGCAACAACAAAAAGCUUUUAACUAUCUUUCGCCUACUGAUAUUGCUUCCGUAAGUAGUCAUGAAACACAAACUAUCCCACGAAAUCGAUAACUACCCUGAAUCAGACGAUGCGGGCACACUCAGAGUCACGGCUAAGAUCUUUGGCCAAGAUGAUAACUCGACAUUCACGACUCUGUCCCUUGCCAAAGACUUCUUAGAUGAUGAGAACGAAGAGUGUAAAAGCAAAGAAGACUUGAACUACUUCUUGUUGGAAGCCGGAAUCACCGAAGAUGUUAUCCAUAAUGCGAUAUUGGAGCUAAUUGUUUAUGUUGAUGAGGUAACAUGCCCUGAAAGUAUCGAGUACUCUCCUGGCUGUGCUUUGAAAGUUCAGUUGGAUCUUGUUCCUGAUCAUCUCGAUGAUGAUGAUGAUGACUCUGAGAUUCAAGAAGCUGCUCAAGUCUCGUUUGAUGAUACUAGCAAUAUCCGGUUUCGACCAGCUAGCAAGCUCGUGGUCAAGUCGCUACCCAGGAAAGUAUACAAGAAGAAGAACGAGAACAAGAAGAUGGUUAGCUUGGAAGAGUGCAGGAUUUGUUUGCAAGAGUUUAGCAAUGGAGGAAUGGUUGUGACUUUAUCAUGUGGACAUGAGUUUGACGAUGAGUGUAUCGUAAAGUGGUUUGAGACCAGUCAUGUUUGUCCAUUGUGUCGUCUCGAGUUACCUUGUCAAGAUGAUGAACUAUAGCAUGUCAAGAUUGUUGGGUUGAACUCCGAUUGCUUAUUGUAAUACAUCAUUGUUUAAAUAUCAUUUAAAUCUGAUAUUGUUGUUUUGUUACUUCAGAGUAUGUUUUUAUGUAGUAUCAACAUACCAUCUUUUGUUGUCUCAAACACCUGGCCAACAUCAACAUAGGAACAAUAUAUAAUCAUUAUCAUUUAUACAAAAUAUAAGGUUCCUAGACAACAUCUUUUACAUGCAAAAUGCCUAAAACUCCCCUGAGUACAUGAUACAAGCUCUCAUACAUACUAACACAUUAUACAGGUACACACUCUAUUAUACAUUCAAACUAGUCCUUCUUAAGAUGUAAGUCCAAUCAUCAUCUAUAGAAUAGAUUACAAACUUGAGCCCUCUCUUGAGUUAGUUUGGUUGCUGCAAUCACCAAGGAUACAUAGACAUGUUCAUUUUAGUGGAUCAUAUAUCUAGAUAGUUUCAAUGGAAGGUGUGAAAAACGCAAAACCUGGUUGUAAGAAGUUUGACCCAAACAUUGAAUCUGAAACCCAAUUUUGAUGAUGAUGAUCAGUGGCAAACAUGGGUUGAUCAUGAGGGAUUUGAAAGCAACUACUACUACUAGCUGUUGGAUCAAACAUUGAUGAAGGAUCUUGUUGUUGUUGCAAGUUGUUCAAUUCCAUUUCAGUUUUUCUCUCCUCUUGACCUUCUUCCAUUCCAAGAGUAGUACCAAAUGUGUAGGAUACAAAUAUUCUUCCCCAAUAUAUUUGAAACCCAAACAACCAUCUCCUUGCUGUUCAAACUGCUCAAAUUUUUGUCCAGGUUUGUUGCAUUUCUGAUCUUCUUGUUUUACAGAGUCAAAGAAGCAGUCUGAGUAAACAGUAAACGAACCAUCAAUCUCUCUGUUUUCAGUUCAAGCAUGACUUGAGAAAGCAUUUUUGGAAGUGAAUAGUAACUAUAUACUGUGACUUGAACUCUUACCUAUUAGGAAGAAAGCUGAAAUCACCAUGUAAUAUUGUUUGCUGGUUACUGUUAUCAGGAAGCAAAGUCAUGGAGUGAGCUUCUUGCAUGGCAUUAUUACCUCCCAUCACCAAGGGCAACUGUAUCCUGUUUUGAAACUGCAGUUUUAAAGCUUUGGUUUUGUUCAGAAAUUGUCCUCAUGAAGACAGAGAGUGUGUGAGAAUAUAAAGGUCUCACAUCGAGGAUUUGAGUGGGACAUAAAUAAUAUAUAAAGGACUUGAACCAAUCCACCUACUGCCAAUUGGUUUAGGUUGGAAGCCCAAAAAAGUGAGAGAUGGGGAGAGAGAACAAAUGGUUUUAACCUGUGUGGUUAUACAUUCUAUUGGCAAAAGUUGGUUCUUUCCAUAAUGUUCCUGCAAAGUGAAGAAACCCACUGAUGCUCAUAUGAUUGAGUUGAAAGGAGACUAAAUUUUAUACACCUUGUGAAAUUGUACUUUUUCAAUAGAUUUCCUCAAUGAUUCUUCCAAGAAAGUGAGGUGCUCAGCGUUUUCUAUUUUAUUGAUGUUUGUCCAACAACUGAAAACAGCCACCAUAAGAAGAAGAAGACUCAAAUAUGACUGAAACUAGAUUUCAAGAUAGUUGAAAAACUAAAGAAAGUAUAAUAUUUUCACACCUUAGGCCUUAGACUCCUAUGAAACUCCAUAAGCUGAGCUUGGAAAAUGGCUACGUGGUUACUUCGACCCUGUCGUGGUGGUAAAGGUAACAAAAACUUUAGCAAUCUGACUCAGAGAGCUUUAAAAGUAUCUAACAAAAUUCAAGAAACCAUGAUGGUUGAUACAUACCUUGAUAGUUUGAUUCCUUCAACAUAAAGAGAAGACACCAUAUCAGAGGCUUAUUAACGACAAAAGUAUGGUAUAUGAAGUCAUAGCAAGUACCUUGCUCCUAAAAACUCAUGUAUGUUUACAUCAUGAUCAAGCUUCUUAAAAGUCUUCUUUAAUGCCUGCAGUGGAGAAAAUAGAAAUAAGCUCAGAUAUGAAACAAAAACGUUCAUGUGAAAGGAAGUAAUAGGUUUAUUCUUUACUUCAAGGCUCUCCAGCUUCCUGUUAUGUCAAAAAACCCAACACUUUAUUUUAGUUCAAUAACACAAAUUACAUGAUAGGGUUGAGAGUAAUCAUGGUUCCUACCUAACUCUUUAUGGUUUUUAAUGAAAGUUCGUGUUCAAAAAAAAAAGGGUUGAGAGUAAUCUAUAGUUACAUAAUAAUGCUUAUGUACCAUUUUGUCCUUUCUUAUGGAGUUAUUUGAGCAAACUAAGAAAUAACCUCUUCAAUGCAUUUAUAUCAUUUAUAUUUCAAUUUGUUUUUUUUUUAUGAUUUCACUAGGUGUCUUGCCCGCAUAUGCGGGCUUAAUCGUUUUACAAAUAUUUACUAGUUUAUUUUUUAUUAAUUCAAAA
Brassica rapa (field mustard) is the source of this 4021-nucleotide messenger RNA. RefSeq names its product RING-H2 finger protein ATL79-like. Lineage: Eukaryota; Viridiplantae; Streptophyta; Magnoliopsida; Brassicales; Brassicaceae. The record is from RefSeq and is a predicted model, not a curated record. Gene Ontology annotation, biological process: ubiquitin-dependent protein catabolic process. Gene Ontology annotation, molecular function: ubiquitin protein ligase activity. Gene Ontology annotation, cellular component: nucleus.